Hibiscus syriacus is the source of this 1223-nucleotide messenger RNA. Its product is annotated as ninja-family protein AFP3-like. The coding region runs from base 129 to 986 and encodes 285 amino acids. Gene Ontology annotation, biological process: negative regulation of DNA-templated transcription; signal transduction; response to abscisic acid. Lineage: Eukaryota; Viridiplantae; Streptophyta; Magnoliopsida; Malvales; Malvaceae. Gene Ontology annotation, cellular component: nucleus. The transcript has 2 exons. The record is from RefSeq and is a predicted model, not a curated record.
UAAUGCUAACUCAGAUCAAGGACUGGGUUUUGCUUCUGUUUCAUAGGCGAAGACAAUAGCUUUAUUUUCAACAAGGAAAAGAAGAAGAAAAAAGUGUCUUUUUUGUUGGGUGUUCUAUUCUCUAUCUCAUGUUUCCGUCAAAAAUGGGGUCACAAGCAACUGAAAACACAAGUAGUAGUGUCAGUAGCAGCAGCAAAGAAAUGGGGAAUCUUUCUUUGCAAACAGAGAAUUACCCCAAAAAUCUAUUACAAAGAUUCAUCCCAAGGGAGACCCAAUCUUCAACGAGAAGUGAAGAAGAAGCAGAAGAGCAAGUGGAGCUGAAUCUUGGGUUAUCAUUGGGAGGUAGAUUUGGGGUCGAUAAGCAUGCAAACAAGUUGAAAAGGUCAUCUUCAAUUGCUGGUUCGAUACCAAUUUUUAGAGAAAUCGAUGGUGCCAAUACUACUCCGCCAUCUGUUCCUCGCCCAACUCUCAUGAGAGCCUCUUCUUUGCCUACUGAGACCGAAGAAGAGUGGAGGAAGAGAAAAGAGUUGCAGACCCUAAGAAGGAUGGCAGCUAAGAGGAGAAGAUGUGAGAAGCAAAGGAGUUCAAGAGAGGAGAAUAAAGCACUUCAGGGAGCUAGAAGUAGUGGUGAAGCAAGAAGCUCCGGUAGUUCCCUAUCCUCGCAAGAUCCUGGCAAUCGAGAGGCUACAGGUUCUUCGUGGACAGAGACUGGCGAAACUCUACAUAAGACGAUUGAAAAUAAGGGUAAAGAACGAGGGAACUUGAUGGAAGAUAUGCCUUGUGUUUUCACAAAGGGAGAAGGUCCUAACGGGAAAAGAGUAGAUGGCAUUUUAUACAAGUAUGGAAAGGGAGAGGAAGUGAGGAUAAUGUGUGUAUGCCAUGGCAGUUUUUUGUCUCCGGCAGAGUUUGUCAACCAUGCAGGUGGUGGCGAUGUGGAUCACCCUCUUAGGCAUAUAGUUAUAAACCCUUCCUCUGCUCCCCUUUAGUAAUGUCUGCAAUAGUUGAUUUAUUCUUGCUGGUGUUUCAUUGGACCAAUUUUCGAUUGCCCCUCUUUGGAUUCUGUGGUUUCCUAGAAAAAAUAUAUAUUUAUUGCAAAUAAGGAAAAUAUAUUGCAAUGGUAAACCUGCCUCAGUCCACAUUACAACUGCAAAGUUUGUUAUGAUUUGUACACUUGAACUGUUCCUUCCGGAUCAAGUCAUGCACCUAGAAACUGUAUUAUCUUA